This is a messenger RNA of Trichophyton benhamiae CBS 112371, 1623 nucleotides long. RefSeq lists its product as uncharacterized. The transcript has 2 exons. Gene Ontology annotation, biological process: regulation of transcription by RNA polymerase II. Gene Ontology annotation, cellular component: nucleus; SWI/SNF complex. The record is from RefSeq and is a predicted model, not a curated record. Lineage: Eukaryota; Fungi; Ascomycota; Eurotiomycetes; Onygenales; Arthrodermataceae. The coding region runs from base 1 to 1623 and encodes 540 amino acids.
AUGAAUGCUCCCAUGCAGCAGCCCAAUUAUCGUGGCUAUCCACAACAGGCCACUUACCGAUCUCCAGCCACGCCACGCAGACACGGUCCUGUCCCUGAGAUUUCUGACCUGAACCCAGUAGGUAUGCCAAUGCCGCAACACCCACCGCAGGCAAUGCCAAACCAGCAGAUGCUCGGCCAGCGACAUGCGUCGAACCCAGUUGAAGCUGCCGUAAGGCGCAGUCGAAAGCCGACGGAUAAGAAUCUACCAGAUAAUGUGGAAGAUAUUGUGAUUGGGGAUGUUGCGCAACAUUAUAAGCGACUUCGGGAGGUUGAGAAACGGCUGGACGCGUCUAUGGUUCGGAAGAGACUGGACAUCUACGAUUCCAUAAAUAAAAAUGCGAAGAGGUACAGGACAAUGAGAAUAUGGAUAUCCAACACGGUCGAGAGUCAACCAUGGCAACAACAGGAUUCCUCUAAUUCAGAGGGAGCGAUAGGUACGAAGCUAGGUGCCGGACGAUACAGAGUUAAAAUCGAAGGGCGACUGCUCGACGAGGCCGAUCCAACUGCACCAGAUGAGAGUGACGAAGAAGGAGAAACUGAAAACCAAGGGGGUGAGCCUGGCGCAAUGGAGGAGGACACACCAAGCGCAAAGUCCAGCAAACCAAUACCGCAGCGAAAAAGACUAUCUCAAUUUUUCAAGUCGAUAACUAUCGACUUUGAUAAGCCGACCGAGAAUGGGGUCGCAGAUUUGGCCACAAUAACCUGGAAUAAACCUGAUGUACCAGUCAAUGCUGCGACGAUGCCGCCUAGUGCUGAUUUCGAUACCCUUGAAUUUUCCCGGGCAGCAGAAGUUAACCUGAACGUGACCAUUAACCUCGUUAGAGAUGAGACACCUGAACGAUUUCAGCUGAGUAGAGAGCUCGCCGCCAUUCUUGACGUAGAAAAUGAUACACGCGCUGGAAUCGUGGCCGGAAUAUGGGAAUAUGUUAAGGCAAUGGGCCUACAAGAAAAUGAGGAAAAGCGCACGAUUCAAUGCGAUGACCGUUUGAGAGCUGUAAGUUGGAACUCUUCAAGGUAUUAUCUAUUCAAAUGUGAGAAACUAAUAAAGAUGUUUUCUUUUCAGAUCUUUGGCUGUGAGAAGAUGUAUUUCCCUGCCAUCCCUGAGAGCACCUCAACACACACUGCAACUCUUCAGCCGAUUAAGCUUCCGUACACCAUUCGCGUCGACCCAGAGUUCCAGAAGGACCCAAAGCCCACAGUCUACGAUAUCCGUGUCGCUAUCGACGACCCUUUACGCGCCAAACUUAUCUCUCUUACUAACUCCCCCGAUUUCCCCACAAUGCUCCGUCAUGUAUCCAGUCUUGACGAUCAGGUAGCGCUCGCCAUCCAGGCUCUGCACCACUCAAAGGCAAAACAUUCCUUCUACACUGCCAUGAGCAAGGAUCCAGCGAACUUCAUGAAACGGUGGAUAAACAGUCAGAAACGAGAUUUAGAGACCGUGCUUGGGGAAACACCACGACCUGGACAAGGUGAAAGAGGUAUGGAGUUUAGGCGUGGCGGUGAAGGCAGUGCAUGGGAUACGGCUGUUGCGAGAGAAUCCGUCAGAUAUAUGCUCGCAAAGCCGCCUCGCGCAACAAGGUAA